Molecule: messenger RNA, 3140 nt
Organism: Silurus meridionalis
Lineage: Eukaryota; Metazoa; Chordata; Actinopteri; Siluriformes; Siluridae
Gene: pls3
Product: plastin 3 (T isoform)
Exons: 16
Coding region: 205-2088 (627 amino acids)
Biological process (GO): actin filament bundle assembly; actin filament network formation
Cellular component (GO): actin filament bundle; actin filament; cytoplasm
Molecular function (GO): calcium ion binding; actin filament binding
Source: RefSeq, a predicted model, not a curated record
ACGUCUGUGACUAAUGAGAGUAGAGUAGGGGCGGGGUUUUUGGCGUUGCUGGUCAGGCGUGUUGGAGAGAUUUGAGGAGCCGAAGCCGGGAGUCGGACAGCAGCCGGAGAGUCAACGGUGUCGGUGUCGGUGGUGGAGUCCGAGCAGCACUUUAGAAAAGGAGCAUUGUUGGAGUGAGGAAGGUACAGGUCGUUCUCCAGGGAGAUGGCAGCAAAGAUAUCCAAAGAUGAGCUGGAGGAGCUGCGUGAAGCCUUCGGGAAAGUCGAUCUGGACAGUAACGGCUACAUUAACGACUACGAGCUCCACGACCUGUUCAAAGAGGCCAACCUGCCUCUUCCUGGGUACAAAGUCCGUGAGAUCAUCCAGAAGCUGAUGACUGAGGGCGACAAAGACAAGGACAACAGGAUCAGCUUCGAAGAAUUUGUUUCAAUCUUCCAGGAGCUUAAAAGUAGUGAGAUUGCAAAAACCUUCCGCAAUGCUAUUAACAAGAAAGAGGGCAUCCUGGCCAUUGGGGGCACAUCGGAAUUGUCCAGUGCAGGCACACAGCACUCCUACUCAGAGGAGGAAAGGUUUGCUUUUGUGAACUGGAUCAAUUCUGCUUUGGAGAAAGACCCAGACUGCAAGCACGUGCUGCCCAUGAACCCCAACACUAAUGACCUCUUCAAGGCUGUAGGUGAUGGCGUUGUUCUGUGUAAAAUGAUCAACCUGUCUGUCCCUGAUACGAUUGACGAGAGGACAAUAAACAAGAAGAAACUGACACCAUUCACGACACAGGAGAACCUCAACCUGGCGCUGAAUUCUGCCUCAGCCAUUGGCUGCCACGUGGUGAACAUCGGCGCUAUGGAUCUGCGCGAAGGAAAGCCACAUCUGGUGCUGGGCCUGCUGUGGCAGAUCAUCAAGAUCGGCCUGUUUGCAGACAUCGAGCUCAGCAGGAAUGAGGCGCUGGCAGCAUUGCUUCGGGAAGGCGAGACUCUGGAGGAUCUGAUGAAACUUUCCCCAGAGGAGUUGCUCCUGCGAUGGGCCAACUUUCAUCUUCACAACGCUGGCUGGCAGAAAAUCAACAACUUCAGCACCGACAUAAAGGACUCCAGGGCUUAUUUCCACCUCCUGAACCAAAUUGCACCAAAAGGCAAUAAAGAGGGUGAGGAGCGGAUCGACAUCAGCAUGGCAGGCUUCAAUGAGAAAGACGAUCUGAAGAGAGCAGAGGCUAUGCUGCAGCAGGCCGAGAGACUGGGCUGCAGACAGUUUGUCACACCCACCGACGUCGUGGCUGGAAACCCCAAACUGAACCUGGCGUUUGUCGCCAAUCUCUUUAACAAGUAUCCAGCACUGACCAAACCUGAGAACCAAGACAUCGACUGGGGACUGCUGGAGGGUGAAACCCGAGAGGAGAGAACUUUCCGAAACUGGAUGAACUCACUGGGUGUGAACCCUCAUGUUAACCACCUAUACAGUGAUAUCCAAGAUGCUCUGGUCAUCCUGCAGCUCUACGAGAGGAUCAAGGUUCCUGUUGACUGGAACAAUAAAGUCAACAAGCCCCCAUACCCAAAGCUCGGGUCCAACAUGAAGAAGCUGGAGAACUGCAACUACGCUGUUGAACUGGGGAAAACUACAGCGAAAUUUUCACUGGUGGGCAUCGGAGGCCAAGAUCUAAACGAUGGGAACCCCACCCUGACCCUGGCUCUGGUCUGGCAGUUAAUGAGGAGAUAUACUCUGAAUGUCCUCGAGGACCUGGGAGAAGGAGAAAAGGUGAACGAUGAAAUCAUUGUCAACUGGGUUAAUAAAACUUUGGCUGGGGCAGGAAAGAAGACAAAAAUUUCAAGCUUUAAGGACAAAGAGAUCAGCUCCAGCUUGCCAGUGUUGGACCUUAUAGAUGCCAUCCAGCCCGGCUGCGUCAACUACGAGCUGGUAAAAACGGGCAGCCUGUCCGAGGCUGACAAGCUGGACAAUGCUAAAUUUGCUGUAUCCAUGGCCAGGAAGAUCGGGGCACGUGUGUAUGCAUUGCCUGACGACCUGGUGGAGGUCAAACCCAAAAUGGUCAUGACCGUGUUCGCUUGCCUGAUGGGUCGAGGAAUGAAGAGGGCGUAAGAAAAGAAAAGAUAAAGAAAGAAAACCCAGAAAUGCUGCGGCCAAUCAAAAGCCGACGUCUGACCCACAAGCCAUUUGCUGGAUGAAAGGCUUCAGGUUAAAUAAUUUAGCCAUAACAAUUUUGAAAAAAAGAAAAAAAAGAACUUGGAUCAGAUGUUAAAAGAAAUCAUGUUUAAGUUUGACAGGACUAGGGUUAUAUCUGUAAACGAUUUAGCUAAGGGAGGGUGGGAUCUUUAGCUUUCUUUUUUUUUUUUUUUUUUUCUUAGACCAGAUUUAAGGUUCCAGCAGAUCUGCGCCCGGUACAUGCCUUUUCAACCUUAACGAUGCAAGACGACCAAAACAUAUCAGUGACGGAACCUAAGCCAUGUUGAACUGUGCCAUGUGUAUUUUAUUUGCAUAUUUGAUAACGGAGGAACGUACUCGAGUGACUGGCGUCAUUUUAAACCUGACUGCUCUUAAACGCUGUGUGAGGAAAAGGCCUUACUUACGUACAGUAUUGCCUCCAUACAGUACAUAAUCCAGUGGCCUCUUUAAAAGACAUCGAAUUAGAUGCUUAUUUUCCUACCGUUUUAUACAUAAGCAGAGUUUAUGGUAAAGCAGUUAGAACUACAUAAACAUCCUUUGCAGGCAGAAACUUUAACACAUUCCUUAGUUACGAUCUCAUUUUACGACGUGUCUUAUGUACAUAUACAUGUAUACGCAAGUAUGCUUUUUACAAAGAAAACAAAAGGACGAUCCAAACGAAAAUAACUAUGCAUGAACAAUCUUUUUUUUUUUUUUUUUUUUUAUAAAUCUGUUAUUUAAAGCAAUACACUCCUGGGAAUUUGACCGACGCUUUAAAAAUACUAAUGCAUAGUGAAAACUGAAAGAAAAAUGGGAAAAGUGGUAAAUGAUGAACUUUGUGAGUUGAUUGUAAUGUUAAUGUUGGGGAGAUAAAACUGGAACUGCCUGGAUUUAUUGAUGCAUGUUGACUGGACCAUAUGACCAAAACAAAUGUAAACAUUUCUUGCAGCUUGACCAUGUGCAUACUGAAAAUAAAUCAGUUCAUAACA